This is a messenger RNA of Drosophila arizonae, 2660 nucleotides long. It is a transcript of the gene bur, whose product is annotated as GMP synthase burgundy. Gene Ontology annotation, biological process: GMP biosynthetic process. Gene Ontology annotation, cellular component: cytosol. The record is from RefSeq and is a predicted model, not a curated record. Lineage: Eukaryota; Metazoa; Arthropoda; Insecta; Diptera; Drosophilidae. Gene Ontology annotation, molecular function: GMP synthase activity; GMP synthase (glutamine-hydrolyzing) activity; ATP binding.
UCGUAGAAUUGUCGCAAAACUUGGCCUGACAAUUUCAUGUCUGCAUGUUGAAUGAUUCUACGUGUGAUCCAAAAGAUUUUACCGUGCUGCAACGAUAAAGAUAUGAGUACAACUAUAUACCUAACGACAGCGGAGAAUGGACUGCGACACGAUAAAAUUGUUAUACUGGAUGCUGGUGCACAGUAUGGCAAGGUAAUCGAUCGCAAGGUUCGAGAACUUUUAGUAGAAUCGGAUAUUCUGCCAUUGGAUACGCCUGCCGCAACAAUACGUGAUAAUGGCUAUCGAGGCAUAAUCAUAUCCGGCGGACCCAAUUCAGUUUAUGCCGAAGAUGCACCCACGUACGAUCCCGAUCUAUUUAAACUGAAAAUCCCAGUGCUUGGCAUCUGCUAUGGCAUGCAGUUAAUCAACAAAGAGUUCGGCGGCAGUGUUGUCAAGACUGGCGUGCGGGAGGAUGGACAACAAAAUAUUGAGAUUGAAACGUCAUGUCCUUUAUUCAGUCGCCUUAGCCGUACACAGUCCGUGCUGCUCACCCAUGGCGAUAGCGUGGACCGAGUGGGCGAUCAGUUGAAAGUGGGUGGCUGGUCAACAAAUCGGAUUGUGACGGCCAUUUACAGUGAGGUAUUGAGAAUCUAUGGUGUUCAAUUUCAUCCAGAAGUCGAUCUAACUAUCAACGGCAAACAAAUGCUAUCCAAUUUUCUAUACGAAAUUUGCGAACUAACUCCUAACUUUACCAUGGGCAGUCGAAAAGAGGAAUGCAUUCGGUACAUACGCGAAAAAGUGGGCAAUAAUAAAGUUUUGUUGCUAGUCAGUGGAGGCGUUGAUUCAAGUGUCUGUGCUGCAUUGCUGCGACGAGCGCUGCAUCCUAAUCAGAUUAUAGCAGUUCAUGUGGAUAAUGGUUUCAUGCGAAAAAAUGAAAGCGAAAAUGUAGUGCGUUCAUUGCGAGAUAUUGGCAUUGAUUUGAUAGUGCGUAAAGAAUGCUACACGUUCCUCAAGGGCACCACGCAAGUGAAACGACCCGGCCAGUAUUCGGUAGUUGAAACGCCCAUGUUAUGUCAGACCUACAACCCGGAGGAGAAGCGAAAAAUAAUCGGUGAUAUAUUUGUGAAAGUGACUAACGAUGUGGUGGCUGAGCUGAAACUGAAGCCCGAGGAGGUCCUCUUGGCGCAGGGUACACUGAGGCCGGAUUUGAUUGAGUCUGCAUCGAAUAUGGUCAGCACGAAUGCCGAAACAAUUAAAACGCAUCACAAUGACACGGAUCUGAUUCGGGAGCUGCGUAAUGCUGGCCGUGUCGUAGAACCAUUAUGUGACUUCCACAAGGAUGAGGUGCGUGACCUGGGCAAUGAUCUUGGCCUGCCAGCGGAAUUGGUCGAGAGGCAGCCGUUCCCCGGUCCUGGUCUAGCCAUACGCGUUCUUUGCGCCGAGGAAGCAUAUAUGGAGAAGGAUUACUCGGAAACACAGGUCAUUGUGCGCGUUAUAGUGGACUACAAAAAUAAACUACAAAAGAAUCAUGCGCUCAUUAAUCGUGUCACAGGCGCCACUAGUGAAGCUGAGCAAAAGGAACUGCUGCGCAUCUCUGCCAAUUCCGAUAUACAGGCUACUCUACUGCCGGUACGCUCGGUGGGUGUACAGGGUGAUAAGCGCACCUACAGCUAUGUUGUUGGCUUGUCAACGACGACCCCGGAGCCCAACUGGACUGACAUGUUAUUUUUGGCCAAAAUCAUACCACGCAUAUUGCAUAACGUUAACCGAGUCUGUUAUAUCUUUGGCGAGCCCGUGCAGUAUCUAAUUACAGAUAUAACGCACACAACGCUGAACACUGUAGUACUGGCGCAACUCAGGCAAGCGGACGCUAUAGCUAAUGAGAUUAUAAUGAAAGAGGGACUGUAUCGAAAAAUCUCACAAAUGCCCGUAGUUCUGAUACCCGUGCACUUCGAUCGUGAUCCGAUUAAUCGUACGCCUUCCUGCAGAAGAUCAGUGGUAUUGCGUCCAUUUAUAACGAACGAUUUUAUGACUGGUGUGCCAGCUGUGCCCGGAUCUGCUCAACUGCCAUUGCAUGUUCUAAAUCAAAUUGUGCGAGAUAUUUCUAAAUUGGAUGGCAUCUCGAGGGUACUCUACGACUUGACAGCCAAGCCGCCUGGCACCACCGAGUGGGAAUGAUGCGUUCCAAACCAAAAUCUUUAACAGCCAUUUCAUAGAAAUAGAGAUAUGUAGAAUCAAUAAACAACUACUACAAAAUGGUAAAUUACAAAAUUACAAACCAAACCAACAAUAAACAAUAUUAGACGAGACGCAUGAGACAAUAGCAGAGAUGCCGCCAGUUGUUCAGUGAAAUCCCAUGUCAGCUGAUACCUGAUAUUGAGGAAAACUGUAGGCAAUUGACAUGAGGGACACUGACAGAGACAAAAAGAGCGUAAAUAUUAUUUAGAGUGCCGCUUACACAAAAACAAAUGAUGAACAACAACAAAAACAAAAUAUUAACAAAUCAAUUCAGGUUUAUAAUAUCGAUUAUUGUGUGUAAUUAAUAGUAACGCGAAACGAUGUUAAGCAUAAAACAGAGAAUAACACCAGAUGAGAUGAUAUGAUAUAUUGCUGUAUAUUGAAAUAUGAACAUGUUUGAUCCGCAUGUGCGAUUUGUUCCUUUUAUGAAAAGGAAAUUAACA